CGACGGGGCCAUAAAAGCAGAACGGGCACGGGGGGGUGGGAAAGAGGCACCAUGGUGGGCCCUGGCAUGGUGGGGGGCUCCAGGGGGCUGCUCUCGGCCCGCCUGGGCUGCCAUGUGCAGGAGGAGGACGUGGGCAGGAGGGAAACCUUCAGCGCCGAGUGGCUGGACCUGGAGCUCAGCUCCCGACCUGAGGAGGGGUGGUGCCGGCGGGAGGAGGACACGCGGCGCCGGGAGACGCUGGAGCAGCGCGGGGCCGUGCGGGUGCUGGAGCAGCGCUCGCCCUGGGGGCUGCUGCGGGUGGGGGUCCUGGGGCAACCCCUGGCCCAGCACCUCCUGCCCUACGCCCGCACCCUCCCCGUGCCCCUCUUUGCCCCCUCAGACCUCCGCGGUGCCAAGGGGGGGAUCCCCCGCACCCUCUCCCGCUCCCUCUCCCACGAAGCCCAGCGGGGCUGAGCGCGGCAGAGGGGCCGGGGGAGGUCGGGGUGGGGGGCAGGACGGUGAUGUUGGGGGGCUGGGGGGACCCACACGCCUGGGUCUGCUCAGCCGCCCCGAAGAGGCAGCACAAGAAGGAGGGGGCAGGUGGGGGUGGGCUCCCAUUCGCUUGGGACCCCACCCCGCUGCGGGCGUGGUGGAGGCCGGUGGGGAUGAGGACCCCGCGGGUCGGGGGGCUCCCGCCCUUCGGGGGGCUCCCGGCAGCUCCGGCGUGACUCAGUUUCCCUGGCGAAAAGAAGGGAAUGCGAGGAUGAGGAACGCUGAA
Molecule: messenger RNA, 757 nt
Organism: Serinus canaria (Common canary)
Lineage: Eukaryota; Metazoa; Chordata; Aves; Passeriformes; Fringillidae
Gene: TCAP
Product: titin-cap
Exons: 2
Coding region: 52-453 (133 amino acids)
Biological process (GO): skeletal muscle thin filament assembly; sarcomerogenesis; cardiac muscle tissue morphogenesis
Cellular component (GO): Z disc
Molecular function (GO): protein-macromolecule adaptor activity; titin Z domain binding; structural constituent of muscle
Source: RefSeq, a predicted model, not a curated record